GACGUUGCGUUUCGCGCAACGGUUGUGUGUGCGCGCGCCAAACUCUACGCCAAAAAUUAUUUUGGAUUUGUCAGUGACACUUUUCGCGAUACCGCCAUCCCAGAAAUGGCCCGUCGCGAGUAUUUUAUUUUGUGAUUUUUCACAGUUCUACAAUUGUACGGUGUUGUUGUACGGUGUCCCACAGGGUUCAUCUUCGGUCCUUUUAAGGUCCAUUGACCACCAGUCUUCCAGAAAAUACAAUUAUGAAGACGGAAGUUGAGGAUGUGAACGGCGAUGGCGUGUGCGAAGGUACAGGUCCGAGUCUGGGCCCGACGGAAAGCACCGGUGGCCUCAUCGGAUCGGACAUGUCCCCUGGUGUAAUGGAGUGCGGUGGAUGCGGCGAACGCGUCCGAGAACGAACUAUUUUGUGCGUUGGCGGGCGUACAUGGCACUCGAGGUGUCUUAGGUGUUGUGCUUGUGCCAGACCGUUGCACGAUCAACACUCUUGUUUCUUAAGGGGCAUGCGACUCUACUGCAGGCACGACUACGCUUUAACAUUCGGAGCAAAAUGUGCGAAAUGUGGACGAAGCGUAGGCGCAGGCGAUUGGGUUAGAAGAGCCCGAGAACGGGUUUAUCAUUUAGCUUGUUUUGCCUGCGACGCCUGUUCACGUCAAUUGUCAACUGGGGAGCAAUUCGCUCUCCUAGAUGCACGUUUACUCUGCAAAGCUCACUAUUUGGAUGUCAUCGAAGGCAACAACACUUCAUCCGAUGAAGGCGGUGACUCCGAGAGCGGUCACAAGGGUGGUAACAAAGCAAAGAGGGUAAGGACAACAUUCACCGAGGAACAACUUUCCGUUCUCCAAGCUAAUUUCCAGUUGGACAGCAAUCCUGAUGGGCAGGACUUAGAAAGGAUAGCACACGUGACUGGACUAAGCAAAAGGGUCACGCAAGUAUGGUUUCAAAAUUCAAGAGCGAGGCAAAAGAAACAUCUUCAUACGGGAAAAAUGAAAGGCCAGCACGUACACCAAUCCCCACCAAAUUCUACAACAUCACCGGCUGACUUUAGUCGACACAUCAAUUUACACCUGACCUAUUCCUUUCAACAUCAGCAACAUCAGCACAGUCAGCAACCGGUGCAACUCAGUCCAGCUGUCUGUAAAAGUCCCACGCCUUCGAUUUAUCAUAAUCAUGGUUCGGAACAAUCAAUGGAUGAACUCUCGCAAGAUUCCAUGAUGUUAUCGAUGCCGAACGAAGUAUAAUUGGCGCCGUUGGAUCGAUUUAAGUAUUUGUAUAUACUCUUUUAUCUUUUUCUUAUCUUUCGAAUAUAUAUAUUAGCUUUCGUUCUAACGCUAAUUCCGGAUGGACCAUCCAACGGCGCGUUGUAUUUUCAUUUAUCUUAGAACUCGACAAGAUCUAAGGUAUACUUUCCAUCCUUUAUUUUUCUCUUUAAAUGCCUACUUGUUUUUAGCAUAAGUGGUGGAUUUGAAAAAAAAAUAAGUUCGUUUAACUAAUCCAAUUGUAUAGGAUAUUAGAGAGAGAGGCUAUUAGAGCCGAUUUUUUGUUUUUUUUCUUAAUUUCGGACAAUUUUGUCAAGAAUUUCGAAAGUAGAUUCGAUUCGUUAAUGAAAACGUGCCAAUUAUCACUCGAAACUCGAUAACGAACUCGUAAUAUCUAAAUCAAUCAUUUUUUUUUAAAGAUGAAAUCAUCAAAAAAAAAAAAAACAAAAAUCCAGACAUCUAUAGAAAUUAUUUAUGAAUCUAUAUAGUCUAUUAUAUAGAUGAUAAUUUUAUAAGUAAAUCGAUGAAGUAAUCGCGACAACUAUGGAUCAUUCGAUGAUCGAUCGAUAAUGAUCUAUAGAUUACGGGAUUGGCGAAUUGGAAUUCGUUUUUGUCCAUGCUCUACAAGAAUAUUGCUAACAAAAUAUAGAGUUCCAUCGAUGACUUUGAAAUUUCAUUAAAAAAUGGCUUCGACCCUCCUGCGAUAAUGCAAAGGAGAGAUAUUUAGGUGUCCUGUACAUAAAUAAUUUGAUUUGUAAAUCGUUCGAUCUUUAUCUGAUAAAUUUUCAUUGGUUCUCAUAAAUCUAUAAAAAAUGUAAAUCUUUUACAUUUAUUCGAAAGAAAAUCAACCUGAAACAAGGUUGUAAUAGUUGAUGUCAUUUUGAAUGACGUCACGAAGCAAUAUUCCCAGUGAAAGUAUCUUUUGCAAUACUUACAAUUAGAGAACGAAAAAUGCUGUAAUGAUUUUAUUUAAUAUAAAUGUACUAUGAUGUAAAUAUUGUAAACUAUGCUGAUAUAAAAUAUACGGUUGAGUAUACA
Messenger RNA from Polistes canadensis, 2294 nucleotides. It is a transcript of the gene Awh, whose product is annotated as LIM/homeobox protein Awh. Gene Ontology annotation, biological process: regulation of transcription by RNA polymerase II; neuron differentiation. Gene Ontology annotation, cellular component: nucleus. The record is from RefSeq and is a predicted model, not a curated record. Lineage: Eukaryota; Metazoa; Arthropoda; Insecta; Hymenoptera; Vespidae. Gene Ontology annotation, molecular function: RNA polymerase II transcription regulatory region sequence-specific DNA binding; DNA-binding transcription factor activity, RNA polymerase II-specific. The coding region runs from base 243 to 1238 and encodes 331 amino acids. The transcript is spliced from 6 exons.